ACACGGGUUACUUUGGAGAAAGCACAAUGUCAGCGACCUUCCCCGGACUUGUCCACGACGCAGAGAUACGUCACGACGGAUCAAACAGUUACCGGCUCAUGCAGCUCGGUUGCCUGGAGUCCGUGGCCAACUCCUCGGUCGCCUACUCUUCCUCCUCCCCGCUCACCUACCCAGCGCCGGCGGGGACGGAGUUCGCCUCGCCCUAUUUCUCGGCCAACCACCAGUACACGCCCCUCCACCACCAGUCCUUCCACUACGAGUUCCAGCACUCCCACCCGGCCGUAGCCCCGGAGGCCUACGGCCUGAACUCGCUGCACUCGGGCCAGUACUACCAGCAGAUCCAUCACGGGGAACCAGCCGACUUCAUCAACCUGCACAACGCUCGCUCGGCCCUCAAGUCCUCGUGCCUGGACGAGCAGCAGCGGCGCGAGCUCGGCUGCCUCGACGCUUACCGGCGCCAUGACCUGUCGUUGAUGACGUCACACGGCUCCCAGGCCUACGGUGUCGGUAUGCACCACCCGGACCAGAGGCUGCUGCCCGGAGCCGGCCUGGGUCUUCCUCCGCCGGCGUCAGACGACCUACAGGGCUCCGUGGAAGCGCAGUGUGGGCUCGUGCUCAACGGCCAAGGGGGCGUCAUCCGGAGAGGUGGGACGUGUGUAGUGAACCCUACAGAUCUGUUCUGCUCCGUACCAGGCCGCCUGUCGCUGCUCAGCUCCACCUCCAAGUACAAAGUGACCAUCGCAGAGGUGAAAAGAAGACUGUCCCCACCAGAGUGCCUCAAUGCCUCCUUACUGGGCGGCAUACUGCGCAGAGCAAAGUCUAAGAACGGAGGCCGGUGUCUGCGGGAGAAAUUAGACCGUCUGGGCCUAAACCUGCCGGCAGGACGGAGGAAAGCUGCCAACGUCACUCUACUCACCUCCCUGGUGGAAGGUGAGGCACUCCACCUGGCACGGGACUUCGGCUACACCUGCGAGACAGAGUUUCCUAGCAAGGCGGUCGGUGAACAUUUGGCGAGGCAGCACAAUGAGCCGAAAGAAACCAGCGCGCGCAAGAAGAUGGUUCUGGCUACAAAGCAAAUCUGUAAGGAGUUCCAGGACUUAUUGAGCCAAGACCGCUCUCCUCUGGGCUCCUCCAGACCCACCCCCAUCCUGGACCUGGACAUCCAGAGACACCUCACACACUUCAGUCUGAUCACUCACGGGUUCGGCACGCCGGCAGUCUGCGCAGCUCUCAGCACCUUCCAGACGGUCCUGAGCGAGAUGCUCAACUAUCUGGACAAGAACUCGAGCGGGAAAACGAGCGGACCCAACGACCAACAGAUCAACAACAGCUCGGAAAAGACGCAGCUCCGGAAAACAGCCGAGCCCCAGAGCAAAGACGGGAAAACAGAAAAGACUGAGUAGCCCCCCCACAGCCGGUCCCUGUGCCUUGGAGCGCUGCAUUUACCAGUGUGUGCGUGUGUGUUCAUGAGUGUGUGUGUCAUAUUUUCUUCUUUGGGACAGUUCAUAUUUAUUGUUUAUUUAUUUAUCUUAUUUUUAAAAAUUUACCCCAACCUGAAGUGUCCCAAACAAGACAUCCAGAUGUGCGAGUGAUGAGCGGGCUGUACGAUCAUGAGUGAGGAGGAGCCUCUCUGUGGAGUCAGCUGGGACUCAUCCAGGACUUUCAUCACGUUAUUUAUUAUUUCUCUAAAGAGGAAUUAAAUGCAGACAUGCUGACAUCACAGUUUUCCAGGACAGGGGGGGGUCUACUGCCAAAACAACAAAACACAAACCAAAACCUCACAAACACCUUUGUCUGGUGUGGCUUUGCAGCAAAAAUACAAAAGCUUGAACACAGUUUAGUCCUAUGAAAAUCAGACUCAUCUAUUUAUUAUUAUUUAUCACUAUUUAUUAUUAGUAUUUAGAUCAAUCUCUACAAAGACCCAACAAAGCCUUGUUUUGGUCAGCUAAACCAAAAUUAUUAUUAUUAUUUUUUUACCAUUUAUGAGAUUUAUUUUGGAAAUAAUGCUCUGAUUUAUUGCACUACGUGUUCUGGAUUAUCAUGAGUUUUUGCUUUACAGACAAUGAAGAACUUGUAUAAUCAAGUAUUCUAUUUGUCUAAAAAAUGCCUGAAAAGGUAUUUUAAGAGUCAUUUUUUCAAUAGAUCAAAGUUAAAACUUAUUUUUUUCCAAACCAACAGAUCAAAAGACUGUAUUAAAUUAAAAGACAAAAGAUGCAUUUUUUCCUCCUGAUGAAGCUGCAAUUAGAGAUGUUUUUCUUGCAGGUUCACUCAAAUUGAUGCCAUGUAGCCCUUCAUCAUUAACAUGUUUAUUGUUUAUUGAUUUUACAAUGAAUUAGAUUGUCAUUAUGCCUCUUAGAUAUAUAAAUUAAAAAGACAAUUAAUAAUAGAAUGAUGAAAAAUAGGAAAUACCUUAUUUGAUGAGGCUGUAUUUUUCUUCAAAAGUCACCAAAAUCUUAAACUAAAAUUAGAGUAGUUUUGAAAAACACUUUCUACAUGCAUGUGCACUUAAAUAUGCUAAAGCUGCAGCUGUCAUUGAAUUCUUUUACUCCCCAUUGAUGGGAAAAUUCUUUUUAAUAUUGAUAAAUUACCUUUUACAAAAAAGUUGAGAAGUUUUGAGAAAGUCUCACAAUUUCUAAGAACAUAAAAAAGCUUUGUUAAUUAAAUUGUUUCAUUAAUGAUGCUGCAACCAGUAAAAGUUUUCUACAAAUGUCACUGAAAAAUGAUAAAAUGGUUAAAAAUAUUCAAGCUGAAAUCUUUAUACAAGCAUAAACACAUGUACUGAUUGUUUAAUAUUGUUAAAUUAGUUGCUAGGUCAACAAAAGUUCAGAAAGUUGUGAAAAGUCUCACAAUUUCCCUAAGAUUGCAGUUUAUUUUUUAUCUUGUCCAAUGAACAGAUGCAAAAACUUUAUUUUAAAAUUUCAUUUUAAUACUUUAUUUUCAAAAAUAGCAAAUUGUUUUUGAUGAAGCUGCAAUCAGAAUAUUUCCUCCAAAAAUCGUCAAAAAGGAUUUAUCAAUAACAAAAUAGUUUAGAAUGGUUUCUGAACCACUAAAGCUGCAGCUUAUGCUUACAUGUACAUUCUUGAUUGAUCUGUUGAUUGUUUUUAUUUGGAUAAAUAAGCUGUCAAGUCAAUACACAGAAAGUUGCAAAAAAAAUCUCUCAAUUUCUGAUGGAAUAAAUGGAAUUUUUUGAUUAUUUUUGUCAAACAUCAAAAGACUUUGUCGAAAGUUAAAUUCUUUGAUGAAGAAGCACUUGAAAAAGUUUUGAUCCAAAAACUAACAAAAUGUUUAAUCAUAACAAAAAAAGAUUAGAAAUGCUCUGACUGAACCCUUUACACAUUCAUUUACACUUUCAAAACACUCUUCAGUAGCAGCUAAUGAUUCCUGAUUGAUUAACCGCUUGUUUUUAAAAAUGAUUUAAAAAAAAAAACAAAGUAAACAAAAGUUAAUAAAGUUGUGAGAAAGUCUUACAAUUUCUCGGAGAUGAAAACAAUUCAAACAUCAAAAGACUUGGUUCAAAGUAAAUUCUUUGAUGAACAUUGAAAUUUUUGAUCCAAAAUCAACAAAAUGAUGAAAACAUAAAACCAAUUCUGUUAUUUUUUCAAUUAUGAUAAAUAAAACAAGUCCAUGAAAUGUCGUAAAGUUGUGAGAAUGUCUUACAGUUCAGAGAUUAAAGUAAAUUCUUUUUUUUUCCCCAACAAACACCAACAGACUUUGUUUAUUAAAAACAAACAAAUUAAUUAUCUGAUGAAGACUGAGUUAAGAGUUUUUUUGUACCCAAAAGUAAUCAAUAAUAUUGUUUAUUAACAGGGAAAAAAGCUUUAUCGUGAACAAACUUGUAAACAACCAGCAAACAAUUAAUAACUGUUACUGUUAUUGAUAAACCUGCUGAUUAUUUCUUAUGAUUAGUGAAUUGUUUAAAUUGUUUUGAAAGUUCCCACGAUUUCUCAGACAUCAAAGUAGUUUUUUAACUGCUUUUUAAAAAAAUGACAGAUCAAAGAGUUUUAAUUUAUGAAAUGGCAUUGAAGAGCAGCUGUUAGUAAAUGAUUGAUCAUUUUUAAUGGCAAAAUUAUCCAAAUGAUUAUCAAAAUAUCAUCAAUCAGUUGAUCAACAGUUAAUUAAUUGCUGCAGCUACAAUACACAUAGAGAUCAAUGAAGAACCCCCCUGUACCUGUGGAAGCCAUUCAACUCCACCAAGCAGACUUUAUUUUGAUUUGUAUGCUGAACAAUCAGUGCCAUAGCAAAGUGUGUAUUUCAACUGAAGUUUCUGGAUGUGACACCACUGCCUGGGGUUAUAGGCGACUCUGUGGUGUGUGUUAAUGUGUGUGUGAGUGCUAGAGAGAGAGAGAGAGAAGGGUCCAACUCAGCCAUUUUGUAAAAGGUGACUCCGCGGUCGCCGUCGUUCCUCUUCCUUGUGCAUGUCUAUCUUUGUACACUCCCCUCCUCCCCCCUGGAUCGCAAGUUUAGCCGACACAAGCUCUCCGAGCUGCUCAUGAACAUUUGUAAAGAUAUAUAUAAAUAUUUAAAUUACUUUUCUUGUAGGCUUUCAACUAUAUAUAUGUUAAAU
Molecule: messenger RNA, 4564 nt
Organism: Cheilinus undulatus (humphead wrasse)
Lineage: Eukaryota; Metazoa; Chordata; Actinopteri; Labriformes; Labridae
Gene: tfap2d
Product: transcription factor AP-2 delta (activating enhancer binding protein 2 delta)
Exons: 8
Coding region: 27-1403 (458 amino acids)
Biological process (GO): regulation of transcription by RNA polymerase II; regulation of cell population proliferation; anatomical structure development
Cellular component (GO): nucleus
Molecular function (GO): DNA-binding transcription factor activity, RNA polymerase II-specific; RNA polymerase II transcription regulatory region sequence-specific DNA binding
Source: RefSeq, a predicted model, not a curated record